Molecule: messenger RNA, 4190 nt
Organism: Prorocentrum cordatum
Lineage: Eukaryota; Dinophyceae; Prorocentrales; Prorocentraceae
Source: the annotation of a GenBank genome assembly
GGACGGCCGGGGUGCUGGCCAGGCGCACCAUGGAGACAAGUGCGUGUAUCUGUUAGAGUGGGUGAAAUGCUUCCCUGAGACAUACUGGGCCAUCUCUGCUGGAGUCGGCACCGUGAUCCGUGACCCCGCAAGUUGCCCAGGGGGCGCUCCAACUUCAGCUCCUGUAGUGGCACCAACGAUGGACCCGACGGCAGCUCCGACGGGACAUCCAACAGAAUAUCCGACAGGAGCGCCGACGCCGGUGCCAACUCCAGCAGUACCGACGGCAGCUCCGACGGCACUUCCGACAGUCUUUCCGACACCAGCUCCGCCAACGGCGGCUCCGACACCAGCUCCGCCGACGAUGUCUCCGACGGCGCCCCCGACGUUGCCUCCCUCAGAGCAAGGUCCGGCGGAUGACGCCAGGUUCCUGCUGCACGCCACCUUCGGGCCGACGAAGGAGACCCUGCAGGAGCUGAGUGGGAAGAGCUAUCCUGAUUGGGUCCAGGAGCAGAUGCAGCUGCCGGCCAGCUCCCAUCGGGAGUACUACCGCAAGCGCGUCAGCCCACGGAAGAACAGUGACACCGCGCACAUCAACUUGGCGGAGAGGCCCAUCUGCACGAAGGGCUCCCGCUGGCACGGGUACGCGCUGACAAGAGAUGACAUAGGGUCGAGCAUUUUUAUCAGCGGCGGGAAGGUCUUGAUCGGCAACGUGGCGCGGACGGACAUCGAUGCGGGUUACGCCAACAACGGCCUCAGCGCGCCGAUGACGUGCACGGAUGUCCCUACGCCGCAGAUGGUCUCUGAGAACGAGGCCUGCAGCGCCCACGGGGCGUGCAAGUACGACAACGACUGGGUCGCGAGCAAGUAUUGCCAGCAGAGCUGCUUCGACGCAGGCAACGGCUACGACGGGGACGACUGCUCGGGCGGAUGGCCCUCCCGGAAUGGUUGGGGUGGCUUCGUCUGCCUCGUGCAGGAGGAGGUCGGCGGGAUGGUCGUGCUGGGCACGCAGUCGGAUUGCUCGCCGUGGGGUGUGAGGAUCUAUCUGUACAAUCCCGCCAUCUGGUUCGCGGACGCGUCGGUGGCCGUGCCGACCACCCUGCCGUUUGACCAGGCCAGCUGGAGGCCGGGGCUCAUCUUCUUGAGGGAGGACGCGCAGAACUGCAACCUCGACAGCAAGGGGCUCCCGCGGGAGGGAGCAGCGGCAGGGUUGCGCGGGUCCCUGCGGUCCCGCCCUCUCCCCCCUCCUUCCAGGCUUUGACUCUCCGUCCCGCCCUCUCCCCCCGGCCUGUCCAGGUUCAUACUGCAGGGCGGGCAUUUCUACCGGCACGAGACCAGGCUGGCCCUCGAGGACCACACCUGCCAGCUGCAGCCAGAGGACGGCGCGCUCGACUUCGGCAUCGACGGGCACCUGUGCGGCUCACCGGGCGAGGUCUCGAACGCUGGGACAGGGGGGCACCAGUUCCCGAUCCGCGCCUCUGGGUGGCUCGCGCCCCCAGUCGGCUCGCCGCCCGACUACGUGUAUGACAACAGGUAUGGCACCCACAUGUUUAAGUGGCCGCCGCUGACCACGGGCCUCGCCAGGGGUGCGGUCUGGCUGAAUUUGGCGUUGCACGCCUCCGACCAGCUGCGCCAGCGGGUGGCCUGGGCCCUCUCCCAGGUCUUCGUCAUCGGUUCCUCCCUGGGCGGCCACGACUACUUCACCGAGAUGUGGGUCAAUUACUACGACAUAUUCGUGCGCCACGCCUUCGGGAAUUACCGGGACGUGCUGAGGGAAGUGACGUUCGCGCCGCUGAUGGGCGAGUACCUCACGUACGCAGGCAGCUUCUCUUUCGACGACAGCCUCUCCUACGCCGACGAGAAUUACGCCCGCGAGGUCAUGCAGUUGUUCACCAUCGGCGUCGCGAAGGUCGUCACAGACGGCAGAGUGGUCGUCAACGAUAAGGGGGAGGACGUGCCGACCUACACCAAUGAGAACAUCAUGAAUUUCGCCCGCGUCUUCACCGGGUUCGUCCGCUGGAACGACAUGCGCAUGAACAUCGAGCUGGCUACCGAGGGCUCGACUGCCAACUACAUUGACCCCAUGAAGAUCCGGGGCAGGCCCCACGACAUCUAUCCUAAGCCAGACCUGUACGGCGGCUACCUCGGCGACGGGUACCCCGUGUGCAGCAGCAUGCCUGAACGCCCUUUCCUGCUCGCUGGAGCCAGGUUCGAAUUCCGAGGCCAGUCGGCGCCGAAUUGCACGGAACUCGACGUCUACUACGACCCGCGCGAUAUGGCCGGCCAGUUCCCAAGCACGACGCAGGACUCGGAUGCCUGCCAGCAGCGCUGCAAGUCCGUGAGCGGCUGUGCGCACUUCACGUUCAGGGUCUUCGAUAAGAGGUGCACCCUCGCAGACAGCGGCGCGCGUGCGCUUCCCAGCUACGAGCAGUACUCUGGUCCGCCAGAUUGCGCCCCCCUCGUGUUCGAGCCGAGUGCUGGUUCGAGCCUGCUGAGCGCGCUGUGCGGCGGUGACGAGGGCGAUUGCAAGUUCGCCCCCUCGCGAACUUUGCCGUCGGCCUCGCCAUGCCACGGCUCUGAGUGCUCGUUGGAGUCGCUCACCUACGUUAAGGUACCCGGCGGCUACUACGAGUUCGUGCCGCCACCAUGCGUGCACAUGUUCUUCUACAACGGAAGGCGAACGGAGGACGGCCAGUGGUGGGGCGAAUCGGUAUAUUAUUUCGGGCGUGAGUGCGUGCAGCCAUAUGGUAAGCUUGCCGCCGCGUCCUGCUGCAGGGGCUGUACGAACGAUGAGAACUAUUGGAUGCAGCUGAAGGGCUUCACCUGCUUGAACCACAACACGACAUGGCUCACCUGGCCAGACGGCCUCCCAGCGAUGACCAUAGAAAAGUGCAGGCACGGGGAUGAGUACAAUUGGCUGGGUCCCAAGGCUUGCCGGCUUUCAUGCUGGGAGGGGGGCGCGGGCUACGAGGGCGACGAUUGCAGCGAGGGCGCCUACGCUGAGAGCCGCGUCUGUGGCGUCCACGUCAGCGCCCACGACGCCGAGAGCCACUGCGCCAGCCUCGGUAUGCACGUGUGCGCGGAGGAGACCAAGCAGGAGUGCGACCUGCCAGCGGAGCGCGUGUGGACGCCCUCCACGUGUUCGCUCGUGGCGACGGUCCACGAGGACGGCAUGAUCAGCGCCCACACGCUCAACCACGCCCAGAACAGCUUCAUGCCCAGCUGGGCGGAUGGCGGCCCCCCGCCGGCGGGCGACUACAACGUCACGGUGGAGGCCGAGCCGGUGUUCACCACCGUCCCGACCAAGGCGGAGGCGGUGGCCGACCUGAAGAUUCUCGUGUUCGAGGUGCCCGGCGGCGCCCAGUGCGCGACGCCGUGCAGCGGCGACGUGAGAGUUUGGGGCACUGGGCCUCUGGACGCCGACACCGUCUUCGAGGUCGACGGCAAGCUCUACAAGAACGAGCGGAGCAUGGUCCGCGUGGGGAGCGCCUCCUUCCGCAACCCGCCAGCCUUCAUCGCCCCAGGGGCGCUCCGCCAGACGGGCCGGGCGCUGGAGCGGGCCGCGCACGCGGAGGUGGAGAGCCUCCUGGACCACCUGUUUUAUCACUCCAACACGCCUGUGGUGGUCAGCCGCAAGCUGAUCCAGCGCUUCGUCACCUCGAACCCGUCUGGCGAUUACCUCGAGGCCGUGGCGACGGCCUUCUCAACGGGCGCCUACGCGGGCCACGUGUACUCUGGCAGGUACGGAGACCUUGCGGCCACGGUCGCGGCCGUCCUGCUCCACCCGGAGGCCAGGUCCGCCGACCAGAACACAGUGGGGCUGCUGAGGGAGCCGAUGCUGAAGCUCGUGCACUUCAUGCGGUCCAUGGAGUACGCGGACAAGGAGGACCAGAUGGUCGUCACGCGGAACCUGGACAUGGCGAUCGGGCAGUUCCCCUACAGGUCCCCGACCGUCUUCAACUUCUACGAUGCCCUGUACGCGCCGCCCUCCUUCUCGGGGGUGCAGCAGUCUAUGAUGCGGCGGGACGCGAAGCAGCGGCUUCAGGCGCCCCGCCCCGAGAGCGCGCGCGCGCGGCGCGCUGGCCCCCGCGAGGCCCUGCAUCCCCAGGCCCCGCGCCGCUGUGUUGUUUGCCGUUGCCCGUCGCGCUACCUGCGUCCGCUUGAUGGAUAUGCUGUCUUCCUCGGCCUCUGCUGCGGGGAUUCUUGGGGGC